AUGAACCCCAAGAAGCAGAUGGACCCUUUUGGCCUCCCAGCAGAGGUGGCAGAGUGGCGCAUUUACUACCUGUCCCUGGAGUUCUACAUGGGCCGCACCCUGCAGAACACCAUGGUGAACCUGGGCCUCCAGAAUGCUUGCGACGAAGCCAUUUACCAGCUGGGUUUGGACUUGGAGGAGCUGGAAGAAAUCGAAGAAGAUGCUGGGCUGGGAAAUGGAGGCCUGGGCCGCCUGGCAGCUUGCUUCCUGGACUCCAUGGCCACCCUGGGGCUGGCAGCGUAUGGUUACGGCAUCCGCUAUGAGUUCGGUAUCUUCAAUCAGAAGAUUGUUGAUGGCUGGCAGGUGGAGGAGGCCGAUGACUGGCUACGCUAUGGCAAUCCCUGGGAGAAAGCUCGCCCAGAGUACAUGCUCCCUGUGCACUUCUACGGCCGUGUGGAUCACACCCCUGAGGGUGUGAAGUGGAUCGACACCCAGGUUGUCCUGGCUAUGCCUUAUGACACACCAGUGCCAGGAUACAAGAACAACACUGUGAACACCAUGAGGCUGUGGUCUGCAAAAGCACCCAAUGACUUCAACCUCCAAGAGUUCAAUGUGGGUGACUACAUCGAAGCGGUGUUGGACAGAAACCUGGCAGAAAACAUAUCCAGAGUCCUGUACCCAAAUGACAACUUCUUCGAAGGCAAGGAGCUGCGGCUGAAACAGGAGUACUUUGUGGUGGCUGCUACCCUCCAAGACAUCAUCCGCCGCUUUAAGUCCUCCAAAUUUGGCUGUCGAGACCCUGUGAGAACAUGCUUUGAAACCUUCCCAGACAAGGUGGCUAUUCAGCUAAAUGACACCCACCCUGCCCUGUCCAUCCCAGAACUCAUGCGGAUCCUGGUGGAUGUGGAGAAAGUGGAUUGGGACAAGGCCUGGGAGAUCACAAAACGGACCUGUGCAUACACCAACCACACUGUGCUGCCUGAAGCCCUGGAGCGCUGGCCAGUCUCCAUGUUUGAAAAGCUGCUGCCACGUCACCUAGAGAUCAUUUACGCCCUCAACCAAAUGCAUCUGGAUCGGGUGGCAGCUCUCUACCCAGGGGACAUUGACCGUCUCCGGAGGAUGUCAGUGAUCGAGGAGGGAGACUGCAAACGUAUUAACAUGGCACACCUCUGUGUGAUUGGCUCCCAUGCAGUCAACGGUGUGGCCCGCAUCCACUCUGACAUUGUGAAGAACUCAGUGUUCAAGGAUUUCUAUGAGUUGGAGCCAGAGAAGUUUCAGAACAAGACAAACGGGAUCACGCCGAGGCGCUGGCUCCUGCUGUGCAACCCGGGACUGGCCGAUGUUAUUGCUGAGAAAAUUGGGGAAGGUUUUAUCACAGAUCUGAGUCAGCUGAAGAAGCUACUGGAUUUCAUCAAUAAUGAGACUUUUAUCAGGGAUGUGGCGAAAGUCAAACAGGAGAACAAGCUGAAGUUUGCAGCCUACCUGGAAGAGCAGUACAAGGUCAAAAUCAACCCUUCGUCCAUGUUCGAUGUUCAGGUCAAGCGAAUCCAUGAGUACAAGCGGCAACUGCUGAACUGCCUGCAUGCUAUCACCCUCUACAACCGCAUCAGAAGCGAUCCAUCCAAAUCCUUUGUGCCCAGGACUAUUAUGAUCGGAGGAAAGGCAGCUCCUGGCUACCAUAUGGCCAAGAUGAUCAUCAAACUCAUCACGUCCAUUGGCGAGGUCAUCAACAAUGAUCCCUAUGUUGGGGACAGGCUCAAGGUCAUCUUCCUGGAGAACUACCGGGUAUCCUUGGCUGAGAAGGUGAUCCCGGCGGCAGAUCUCUCCCAACAGAUCUCCACAGCUGGCACAGAGGCCUCGGGUACUGGCAACAUGAAGUUCAUGGUGAACGGGGCCCUCACCAUUGGUACCAUGGAUGGGGCCAAUGUGGAGAUGGCUGAGGAGGCAGGCGAAGAAAACCUCUUCAUCUUUGGCAUGCGGGUGGAGGACGUGGAAGCCCUGGAUCGCCAAGGGUACAACGCACAAGAGUACUACAAGCACCUGCCAGAGCUGCGGCAGGCCAUCGACCAGAUCAGCAGUGGUUUUUUCUCCCCUCAAGACCCUGGUUGCUUCAGGGAUGUUGUCAACAUGCUCAUGUAUCAUGACAGGUUUAAGGUGUUUGCUGACUACGAGGCCUACAUUAAAUGCCAAGGCCAAGUGGACCAGCUGUUCAUGGACCCCCGGGAGUGGACUAAGAAAGUCAUCAGGAACAUUGCAUGCUCGGGCAAGUUCUCCAGUGACAGGACCAUCAUGGAGUAUGCCCGAGAGAUAUGGGGCGUAGAGCCAUCUGCCACAAAAAUCCCCCCACCCAACCUCCCGCGGGAUUGAUGCAGGCACAGAGGGAAAGAAGGAGGGAUGGGUUCCCAGCCCAGGAGGCUCACCUGCAUUUCACCACCAGUCGGAUGGGCUCAGCUCUGCAGAAACAAGGCCUUUCCCUCAGGGGGGUGGAAGGAUAUGCUGAGGAGCCCUGACUGAGGAACAGGAGCUGGGGGAGAGGGCAAAGGAUCCUGCGUUUGUACCCAUGUAUCCAGACUGCAUGUGCUGCAUAGUGCUUUUAGUGAGAUGACCACUGAUAAGUCUUCC
This is a messenger RNA of Phaethon lepturus (White-tailed tropicbird), 2601 nucleotides long. RefSeq names its product phosphorylase, glycogen; brain (gene PYGB). Gene Ontology annotation, cellular component: cytoplasm. The transcript has 20 exons. Gene Ontology annotation, biological process: glycogen catabolic process. Gene Ontology annotation, molecular function: pyridoxal phosphate binding; glycogen phosphorylase activity. Bases 1 to 2346 code for a protein of 781 amino acids. NCBI's taxonomy places the organism in Eukaryota, Metazoa, Chordata, Aves, Phaethontiformes, Phaethontidae. The record is from RefSeq and is a predicted model, not a curated record.